GCAAACGAUUUAGAAAGUAUUAUUUGGGAAAAUUUAUUUCUCCAAGCUGAUGAUGGUAUUUAUCUUCAACGAACUGGUAAUCCCACUGCCAAUAAUCCUUCUUGGAGCACUGUGAGCGCGUUGUAUUUGGGUGGUAUCAAAAACGGGCCGCUUAUUCCCGACAAUUCAGAUCGUAUUCCUUCUAUAACAAAUGAAAGUAGUCUGAUUGUCGUUAAUUCCGAUGAAAAAUUAAUAUUUGAAUCUCUAAAAUAA
Messenger RNA from Scutellospora calospora, 252 nucleotides. The record is from the annotation of a GenBank genome assembly. NCBI's taxonomy places the organism in Eukaryota, Fungi, Glomeromycota, Glomeromycetes, Diversisporales, Gigasporaceae.